Messenger RNA from Erigeron canadensis, 2221 nucleotides. RefSeq lists its product as uncharacterized. Lineage: Eukaryota; Viridiplantae; Streptophyta; Magnoliopsida; Asterales; Asteraceae. Gene Ontology annotation, molecular function: protein binding. The record is from RefSeq and is a predicted model, not a curated record. The transcript is spliced from 7 exons. Bases 84 to 2069 code for a protein of 661 amino acids.
UUAGACUUAUAUAUAAACAAUAUGGAAAUAAGAAAAGUCUAGAUAUAUAUAAACAUUAUAUUGCUAAUUAACUUCUGUUUAUAAUGGCGUCCACCAGCACUUUAGCUACGAGUUCUAAUUCCGAUGGAUCUGCUGGGGGUUCCACAAAAAUGCCCAAUAAAAGAGAUUAUGCAGAGUACCUCCCAUUACACAGAGCUAUAAUGAAGAGCGACUGGGACGAAGCCCAAAGAAUUAUCAGCAAAGACAAAGAUGCGUUGACUGCUGAACUUGCUCCUGGAAGAAGCGCACUCCACGUUGCCAUCGCGUUUCAAGUUGGGACGCGUAAAAGUAAUGAUUUUGUGAAGAACCUCCUGAAUGUAAUGGGCUCAGAGUCACUUCCAACUCUGUUGACUAGACCAACACGUUUAAACCCAUUGCACCGUGCUGCGAUAGUUGGCAAUGUGGAGGCUGCAAAAAUGUUGGUGGACAGAAAGCCGGAUUUGUUAUUCAUUCCUGACAACAAGGGAUUCUUGCCUAUUCAUAGAGCUCUAUUCAAUGCUCAACGGAACACCUAUUUAUAUCUGCUUGAUGCCUCCAAAACAAACAUUUUGCUCUCCACAAAAGAUGGAUAUUUGAGUCCCUUCCAGGGCAAAACCGGAGCUAAGCUUCUUACAAAUACGAUUACUUCAGGGUAUAUAGAUGUUGCAUAUGAGCUGGCAAAGGACUACCCACACAUAGCAAGAAUAGAAGAUGAUAGAUCACUUGCCCCAUUAGAAGCUAUUGCCCGAAAAUGGGAUGUGUAUUAUAGUGCAAGGGAUUACAACUUCUACCAGCGAUUUGUGUACCGUUAUGUGCCGCUCAAGAGAAACUUAGGUUACACAAAAAAGAAACAAGAUGUUGAAAAUCAAGAGGCAUAUGAUGACAAGUUUGCAGCGAAAUGCAUAAGGAACAGCCUUUACUCUGUCAUCCACAAGAUUUAUGUUACUGUUUGGGACGUUGUACUACUACGUGUGACGCACAUCAAGCGACUCCAGGAAGAGAAGGUGAACCAUAAAACAGCUUUAAUGUUACUAAAGUGUGUGUGCGAAGAAGUUAGUAAAUUAAACACUUUAAGCGAGAUUCAAGGACACUACCUAUCCGCAGCGAUUUUAGCAGUGAAAAACGAUACUCAUGAAGCAAUAGAAGAAAUCACCGCUUAUUUUCCUCGAGCAUUUACUGUAACAAGCGACGAUUAUAACCUUUCUCAACUUGCAAUAUUGCAUCGUAGUGCAAAAGUUUUCAACUUUUUAGUUAAUGGGGUGUCUCAUAAUGUAUAUGAAAGUAGAUGUACGACGGAUAAGCAGGACUCCAAUCUAUUACACUUGGCUGCAAAAUUGCCACCCAUACAUAAACUCAGUAUUAUUUCUGGUGCCGCUCUACAAAUGCAGAGGGAGUUACAAUGGUUUCGGGCCGUUGAGAACUUUGUCCCACUUGUGCUAAGGGAAAAAAAGGACGAUAAGAAGGAUAAGAGUGAAAAAAAUCAUAAGAAUGAUAAGGAGACACCAAUUAUGAUAUUUAGAAGAGAACACGAGGAUUUGAGAAAAGAAGGUGAAGAGUGGAUGAAAACUACAGCGAAUUCAUACACAAUCACAGCAGCAUUAAUUAUUACAAUUGUUUUCGCGGCUGCCAUUACUGUACCAGGUGGAACUGAUGGUGACACAGGGAAACCAAUUUAUACUUUGAGACCAAGUUUCAUCAUAUUUGCUGUCUCGAAUGCCAUCUCUUUUUUCACAUCAACCACUUCAUUGUUGCUGUUCCUAUCCAUUCUCACAGCACGUUAUCGAGAGGAAGAUUUUCUCUACAAGUUACCUAAGAGAUUAAUACUUGGCCUCAUCAUGUUGUUCUUGUCGGUAACCUCAAUGAUGGUAGCCUUCAGUGCUACAUUUUAUAUAAUGUUUGGACAUGGAAAGGCUUGGGUCGUGAUUCCUGUAGCUGCACUGGCAUGUCUACCAAUUGCUUCAUUCGUUACAUUACAACUCCCAUUGCUUUCUGAUCUCAUUCUCUCAACAUAUGGUCAUGGAAUCUUGCGUAAAUUGGACAUUGAUCGCUAAAGUUUCUGCCAGCAGCGUGUGUUACAUUAUACUAUCGUAAUAAGGCAAUGCGUGUUACAUAUAUCAUGGAGUAGUUGUACCUACAUACAUCUUCUAAUCCUUACAUACUGAACAUUGAAAAAUAAUGUUAGGGUUAAUUGUCUGUAAAGUAU